Gregarina niphandrodes is the source of this 1794-nucleotide messenger RNA. RefSeq lists its product as hypothetical. The record is from RefSeq and is a predicted model, not a curated record. The annotation marks the transcript as partial. The transcript has a single exon. Lineage: Eukaryota; Apicomplexa; Conoidasida; Eugregarinorida; Gregarinidae.
AAAUGUAUACCACCACAACAAGCCGUCCGGCUGGCACGGUCCAGUCUGGCGCCGACUUGCAUCAUGAAAUGUGUACCACCACAACAAGCCGUCCGGCUGGCAUGGUCCAGUCUGGCGCCGACUUGCAUCAUGAAAUGUGUACCACCACCACAAGCCGUCCGGCUGGCAUGGUCCAGUCUGGCGCCGACUUGCAUCAUGAAAUGUGUACCACCACCACAACUAACCGCCACAUGCUAGGCGCUGACCGGAAAAUCGAAAUUAAAAAGUACAAAAACCACCAAAGUAAAGAGGAGGAGGAGGAAGAGGAUUCCACGACGCCCCGCCGGAUUGAUGGCGCCGACCAUUCUUACGAACACCUUCCGCACGACCUAGAGCGGAGCGACGCGUCCACCUCGCGUCACGACGCGUCCACCUCGCGUCAUGACAGUGACGACCACCAAAUGCGCGUUGACAGCAACCAACAUGAUGUCUAUAUUCAGCCGGAUUAUGUUCAACAGGACCGGAUUCAAUCGGGCCAUCAGAUUCAAUCCGACCAUCAGAUUCAAUCGGACCAUCAGAUUCAAUCGGGACACCAGAUUCAAACGGGCGACCAGAUUCAAUCGGACCACCAGAUUCAAUCGGACCACCAGAUUCAAUCGGAACACCAGAUUCAAUCGGAACACCAGAUUCAAUCGGAACACCAGAUUCAAUUGGAACAUCAGAUUCAACCAAACCCUACUCAAUCGGGCCGCCGUACUGAAUUGGAACGUAUUCAAUGCGAUCAUCCGGAACUAUUCAUGUCCGACACGAUAGAUCGCGAGGACGACCCCCACGACGUUAUGUUCGAAUAUAUAAACCGAAGGCUACGCAGCAACCGAAGAAGAAGGAGCCAACCACAACUCGAUAUUCGUGAAGCAAUGGGUCGUCCUAGUCGGUCUGGACGUACAAGGGGCGACCGGCAGCGAAGAAGGUCCCACGUUAACUCUUAUUCUAUCUCACAAAUGUUCAUAGAGCCGCUGAUCGCUCUGACCGGUCUUCGUCGCUCGACGGGCAAUGCCGGACCUCUGCGCAUUCCCCGUCGCAUCGCUAAUGAUCAUGAUAGCGACAGCGAUGACAGCGACGAUACUUUCUGGUCAGCUAUAGAAGACGAACAGGCAGAUUGGUCCCCUCCGAUAAUGUCGUCAGUCAGUGAUAUAUUAUGUGACGACGGUGAUGACGACACCUUGCCUAAUAACGCUGACCCGAUCCAGGUUGACCCAAGCCGGAAUGGUUCGGACCACGUGCGUUUCGACCAAACUGGUGCAAGCCAAACUGGUGUAAGGGAGGCUUCCACGAGUCACCCAGGGGAGGGUGACUCAAGCAGGGCUCGUCCGAUUCUAAUUGUCCCAGUCGGCACUCGUCCGAUUCAGAGUAUCCAAAUCAAUACUGACGAAAGCCAGAACGGCUCGGACCACACGCUCUGGGACCAAACUGGUGUGAGUCAAACUGGUGUAAGGCAGACUGACUCACCCAGGAGUCACCCAGUGGAGGGUGGCUCAAGCAGGACUCGUCCGACUCAGGCUGUCCCAAUCCAGGUUGACCCAAGCCAGAAUGGUUCGAACCAUAUGCAUUCGGACCAAACUGGUGCAAGUCAAACUGGUGUAAGGCAGACUGACUCAUCCGGGGGUCGCCCAGUGGAGGGUGGCUCAAGCAGGACUCGUCCGAUUCAGGCUGUCCUAAUCCAGGUUGACCCAAGCCAGAAUGGCUCGAAGCAUGUGCGUUCGGACCAAACUGGUGCAAGUCAAACUGGUGUAAGGCAGACUGACUCAUCCAGGG